AUGGGUGACCGUGUUGAUGUCUUGGAAACACGAUUGAAUACCGUUGACAAUACUUUGGCAGAGCUAAUUCGCCAGAUGCAAACGCAAAGCAAUGUUCUCACAAAAUUAGGUGAACAAAUGACUCAAUUGGGUCAAAAAGGGGUGAGCAACGAAGGAGAAUCAUCUGUGAACAACUCAUCACAGAGCGAAUCUCGAUUAGCCGGUAAGAAGGUGAAGUUACCUUUAUUUGAAGGGGAAGAUCCGGUUGCGUGGAUUACCCGUGCUGAGAUCUACUUCGAUGUGCAAGGUACCAUUGACGAGAUGAAAGUUAAGCUGUCACGAUUAAGCAUGGAGGGUUCCACGAUCCAUUGGUUCAAUCUACUUCUGGAGACAGAAGAUGAAUUAUCCUGGGAGAAAUUGAAGAGAGCGAUGAUCGCUCGCUAUGAAGGAAGGCGAUUAGAAAACCCUUUCGAAGAAUUAUCGGCGUUAAGACAAACAGGAAGCGUUGAGGAGUACGUUGAGGCUUUCGAGCUUCUAUCGUCUCAAGUAGGACGUCUUCCAGAAGAACAGUAUUUAGGGUAUUUCAUGAGUGGAUUGAAAGCCCCAAUACGACGGAGGGUAACAACUUUAAAUCCCCUCACUCGUAUACAGAUGAUGAGGAUAGCAAAAUAUGUUGAAGAGGAAUUGAAGGAGGAGGACGACGACGAUGAACUUCGUUUUGGAAGGAAGAUAGCUGGAGAACGAAUGGGUCGUAAUGAAUGGUUUGGGCCUAUUUCGCAAUACAAAACCCGGUAUGCAUCUAACCCGGCCCAAAAAGAUUCAAAAAUAACCCAAACGGGUUGGAGCUGUCCAAAUCAGAAAACGGGUUCUACUCACUCCAAUACGAACUCGUCUUCUUCGUUUGCAUCUACUGGCCGAAAAAUUAAAUCCGAUUCCAGGUCCAAUUCUUGGAAAGGGGUUCGUAGUGUCCAUAGUGAUGAAGUUUCUGAGAGAAGAGCCAAGGGAGAAAAGCUCGAUGAGGAUGGAGAAAUUGUUACCAUGGAAGGUGAAGUGUUAGAGGUUGAAGAGGAAGAAGAAGUAGAGUGCAAGUCCAUAGGUGUGUUGGGAAGUAUGGGAAGUCAAAGCACAAUGAAGAUUGAAGGAAAGAUAUCAGAUGUGGGUGUUCUAGUGUUGAUAGACAGUGGAGCAACUCAUAAUUUUAUAUCUCCUCAAAUUACGACGGCUUUAGGGCUUCAAGUUACUCCUAUGGCUGAGAAAUACAUUAAGUUGGGAGAUGGUCACAAAAUUGUAUCAAGAGGAAUCUGUAAAAACGUUUCAAUACAGAUGGAGACAGUUCAUAUAGUGGUCGAUGCGUGGGUUUUGGAGUUAGGAGGUUUGGAUAUGGUUUUGGGGGUGUCAUGGCUGAGUACUUUGGGUAAAGUGGUGAUGGACUGGAAGACUUUGUCUAUGCAGUUUAUGCAUGGAAAUCAAAUGGUUAAGCUGCAAGGGCAGGGUAGCAAUCAUGAAAACUACCUCAAUAGUUUUAUGGGCAAUAAUCUUAGCAAGUGGAGGACUGAAUGGUGGUGGGCUCAGUAUCAACAAUUGGAAUCUAAAGACACUAAAACACCAGUUGCUUUUGAAGGACUUUUGACACAAUUUGCUGAUGUGUUCAAAGAAUGCAUUCAAUUACCACCUGAAAGGACCAAAGUGCAUCACAUCAAGCUAAUUCUAGAACAUGGUUCCAUCAAUGUCAGACCCUAG
Messenger RNA from Trifolium pratense (red clover), 1719 nucleotides. RefSeq lists its product as uncharacterized. Lineage: Eukaryota; Viridiplantae; Streptophyta; Magnoliopsida; Fabales; Fabaceae. The coding region runs from base 1 to 1719 and encodes 572 amino acids. The record is from RefSeq and is a predicted model, not a curated record. The transcript has 2 exons. Gene Ontology annotation, molecular function: aspartic-type endopeptidase activity. Gene Ontology annotation, biological process: proteolysis.